AUGGAUAUAUUUAAAUUAUGCGAUGAAUUAUUAAACUAUUCAAAAGUUCCUUAUAUAUUGUCUAUAGUUGAUCAUUUCUCAAAGUACAUUUGAGCAUAUUGCUUGGGGAAUAAAACAGCAGAAGAAGUUUUAAAGGAUUUUAAUUUGGCUCUAUCUCCACCAUUAUCAGUCUGUAAAAUCUGACGUAGGUUUGAUAAAGUAGAAUUCUGCAACACAGAGUUAAAUGUUUCUUGCAUUAGAUAUAAUAUUCAAUAUAUUACAAGUUCUCCAUAA
Molecule: messenger RNA, 273 nt
Organism: Blepharisma stoltei
Lineage: Eukaryota; Ciliophora; Heterotrichea; Heterotrichida; Blepharismidae
Source: the annotation of a GenBank genome assembly